Messenger RNA from Onychostoma macrolepis, 1522 nucleotides. RefSeq lists its product as uncharacterized. Lineage: Eukaryota; Metazoa; Chordata; Actinopteri; Cypriniformes; Cyprinidae. The coding region runs from base 280 to 1161 and encodes 293 amino acids. The transcript has 11 exons. The record is from RefSeq and is a predicted model, not a curated record.
UGUCCAGUAACAUAUCAGUUCUGUCAUAAGAUGAAACUGUAUGACAUCAGUAGCCUAAUUUAAUGCAUUCUAAGUGAGUUUGACGAGUAAUUUUUUGCAUACUGUUCUCACUAUAUAGUUUUAUAACAGCAUGCAUAUAAUAAUCUGAGGUGAUUUCACUUUGACUUUGCGACAGGAUGUGGUAAAAAUGGAAACCUGUUGCUUGAACUGAGGAAAUAGCAUGUGAAGGACAUCAGCCUACACACUCUCUGACUUGGUCUUGUAACUUUGACACCUUGGAUGUCAUGCAACAUGUACAUUUCACAUCUUUGGAUAUUUUUUGGUGCUUUGGUGUCUUCAAACGCUCGGGACCACUGGAAUACAAGAUGUAAAGAGAUCACCGUCAACGCCUCUCUGAAAUCUGAAGUUCUUCUCCCAUGUCACUUUAAUAUAAGCCGCUACGAUGAAACAGUGACAGUGAAUUGGACCAAAGACUUUGACUAUCCCAGUCUUGUGACAAUCUUUAUUAAUGGCAGAAUCUUCUUUGACAGUCGUAGUGAAGGACGAGUGAAUGUUUUUCCGCUUCUAUCUAAACAUGGAAACUUCUCCAUCCUCGUCCAUGAUCUGCAGUCUUCAGACAUCGGCACAUACACAUGUGAGCUGACCAGUGAAUGCUGGAGGGUGAAGAUCCAUGAACAUGUGAAGAUCAAUGAACGUCCACACAGAAUCAGUGAGUUCAACCCCUGGUUCUACUUUGCAGCUGGAGCUGGAUUGUUUAUUCUCCUUUUUGUUGCAUUCAGCCUGUUAUCAAAAUUCUACGGAAAGUGUCUAAGUACAUCAUCCAAGUCUGAUCCAGUUAAUGGCGUACAGAGCGAAGGUAGUAAUUUCCCUGAAGAAACACAGAAUACAGAAAGCAGUGGACAUAGAAACAAGAGGGGCGUGAGGAGGGGCCCCUCAACUGUUUAUGAAAAUGACAUACAUUUUCCAAAUCAAAGUUCUGCAAUGCAGCAGGGGCAACAUCCUCAGAGAGCCUUCAGAGCUGUUCCUGAGCCAACAAUCCAUCCUUCAGAUGUAAUAUCAUAUUAUGUCAACCAGGCGGAGCUCUCCAAUCCAGCAAAUGCUGGCAAAAAACGGAAAAAACAAAAACAUUUUCAGUUUAAAAAUCCAAUAUACAACGACUGAAGUGAUCAGAAGUCAACGACAGAAUCCAGAAUACACAUUUCAGACUGUUUAUAAUUUUCCAUUAUAAACAGUUCAAUAUCUCAAUAAAUGCUGUUGUUUAACAUGGUUCAUGGAAAUCACAUUCAUUUCAUUCAAAUAAAAUCUGUUAAGUAAUAUACACAAAUCACUGAAUGAUAAACUAAUGCUUGAGAAUUAUCCUUAUAGAACAUUCAGUUUGUCACAAUUUUGUGAAAUGUCUGAAAUUCUAGUUUGCAGAAAUGAGCAAAUACAUUGUUGGAUAUUUUGAUCUGGUGGUCACUUGUUUUCCGAACAUAAUUAGUCAUAAAAUUCUCUCUUUUAAAUAAAAAUUCUUGUAAAUCUU